This is a messenger RNA of Manihot esculenta (cassava), 955 nucleotides long. Its product is annotated as protein LIGHT-DEPENDENT SHORT HYPOCOTYLS 10. Gene Ontology annotation, biological process: response to light stimulus; mRNA transcription. Lineage: Eukaryota; Viridiplantae; Streptophyta; Magnoliopsida; Malpighiales; Euphorbiaceae. The record is from RefSeq and is a predicted model, not a curated record. Gene Ontology annotation, cellular component: nucleus. The coding region runs from base 118 to 639 and encodes 173 amino acids. The transcript has 2 exons.
UUUCACCUCUUGCUUUCUAUCUUUUUUCGCUCAAUUAAUUCAUCCUUUCUGCCUUACUCACCAAAAACCAUACAAGCCAAUCUCUCCAUUAAUCAACUUGAUCGCUCGCAGCAGCUCAUGUCUAGUGAAAGAGGAAAAGAUUUGGCACAAGGAUCCAAUGAAGACCAUCAACACUCUUCUGCUGCUGCAACUCCAAGCCGUUAUGAAUCUCAGAAAAGAAGGGAUUGGAAUACUUUUGGUCAGUACUUGAAGAAUCAGAGGCCUCCGGUGGCUCUUUCUCAGUGCAAUUGCAACCAUGUUCUUGACUUCCUCAGGUACCUAGAUCAGUUUGGGAAGACUAAGGUCCAUCUUCAAGGCUGCAUGUUUUAUGGGCAGCCUGAGCCACCGGCUCCUUGUACUUGCCCUCUCAGGCAAGCUUGGGGCAGCCUCGAUGCCCUUAUUGGUAGGCUCCGAGCUGCUUAUGAAGAAAAUGGAGGUCCUCCUGAGAGUAACCCUUUUGCCAGUGGCGCUAUUCGUGUGUAUCUAAGGGAGGUUAGGGACUGUCAAGCUAAGGCAAGAGGUAUUCCUUACAAAAAGAAGAAGAAGAAGCCUAGUUCAAGCAAAGGGAUUGAUGAAUCCAGCUCUGCCAUGCAUUUCUAGUAUCUUACAUGAUCGAGCUUGUUGUUGGAGAAUCAAAGUACUGAAAGAAGUUAAAGGGAGUUAUUUUCUUUGCUACCCAAUUGUCUAAGAUGAUGAAGGGAGGUUAUAACUUGAGCUGAUAAUUUCAAGAACUACUAGCUCUUCUCUCUCGAGCUGUUCCAGUGAUCGAUAUCAGUCUCUCCCUUUGUUUCCUGAAUUUGUAAGCUUGCUUUUAAAUUAGCAGAUCUAUCUUUACGUUGUGCAUUAAUUAUGUGCCACUGAAGUUUUCUCAACUGUAAAAUAAUAUGAUUAAAAUGCAUAUAUUAUAUUUUUAUCA